Molecule: messenger RNA, 2012 nt
Organism: Pelodiscus sinensis (Chinese soft-shelled turtle)
Lineage: Eukaryota; Metazoa; Chordata; Testudines; Trionychidae
Source: RefSeq, a predicted model, not a curated record
CUAAUUUGUUGGUUUUUAUUGGCUUUAUCAUUUCAGGUAAUUGAGAAUUGUGUUGCAGCUGCUGGCUUCAGCGUUGGAGAAUUUGCAGCUCUGGUUUUUGCUGGAGCCUUAGAUUAUACAGAAGCCUUGUAUGCAGUGAAAGUGCGUGCUGAAGCUAUGCAAAAGGCAUCAGAAGCUGUGCCAAGUGGGAUGCUAUCAGUUAUUGGUCACCGUGAGUCAAAUUACAACUUUGCCUGCCUGGAAGCUCGUGAACACUGCAAAUCAUUGGGUAUAGAAAGUCCUGUGUGUGAAGUUUCAAAUUACCUGUCUCCAGAUAGCAGAGUCAUUGCAGGACAUUUGCAGGCUUUGGAGUUCUUGCAAGAGAAUUCCCGAAAAUAUAAUUUUAAGCGAACAAAAAUGCUUCCAGUCAGUGGUGCUUUUCAUACAAGACUUAUGGAAUCAGCAACAGAGCCUUUGGCUGACGUUCUAAAAUCAGUUGAGAUACAGAAACCAUUCAUCUGUGUCUAUUCAAACGUAGAUAGCAAAAAAUAUAUGCAUUCAAAACAUAUUCAGCGUUUGUUAGUAAAGCAGCUUGUUUCACCUGUUAAGUGGGAACAGACUAUGCAUGCUAUAUAUGAAAGAAAACAAGGAGUAGAGUUUCCUUAUACAUAUGAAGUGGGGCCUGGGAAGCAGCUAGGAGCAAUCCUUAAAAACUGCAAUUUAAAGGCCUGGAAGCUCUAUAAACAUAUUGAUGUUUCAGAUGAGGAAGAAGAGGAAACAUAGUUUUGAAGGAAAAUCCACAAUACUUUUUUUCCCCUACAUACUUUUAACUGAUUUUAUCACUCCUGAAAGAGGCAGACGUGACAUCCCUGAAGACUAAGUGCCUCUAUCUUAUCCCCAGAAGAACUCAGCACACUCAGUUGCAACGCAAGGGUUUCCUUCCUCUCAUGAUGUGCCAGCAUGUGACAGACUUCACAUUGACUUCACUAUUCGUGAGGUUCAGCCAUUCAGCUUGUCUUUUCCUUCAGGGGCCAACAGUGAGGCCAGUUUACUAUUAAAUUUGUGCCCAGUCCUGCAAGCAAAUCCACACAUACAGGCCCUUUUAUCUUUAUGGAGUCAAGCUGAAGUCUUUUUGCUUGGGUCUAAUUGCAGAAUUAGGUCUUUUUAAUAGUAGUUUCUCAUGUGAACAUCUGUUAACUAGGAUCAAGAAUUCAUUUAGAUAAACUAUUGGUUUAUAACUUUCAGUCACGACUUUUGUUUUAUAAGUAUCUAAUCAGUGGAACAAAUAACUGAAAUGCUCUUUCUUUACAUUUUGUUUCCACAGGCAAAGCUUUUUUUUUUUUUGAGUCAAGUUAAAUUACUAAAGAUACAAUUUUCUUAAUGUUGAAUUAUUAAUAAAUUAUUUAUGAGGCUUUUCUCCAUGAAUUAGUAUCAUUGGUGUAGUAAUUACACUUAGUCCAUUUAUGGAAGAAAGUAUUUUCCUUCUGUUGGGCUCACUGUGUCUCAGAAUCAUUAUACAGGGUUUCAUUUCCUAAGUUGUCUAAGGUAGAUAUGACAUUUCACCUUAGCCACCCCUGUCAGUCAGAUUUACCAAAAUUCUCUACCACUAGAUAGGUGUAAAUAGUAGGUGUAAGUUUCCUGUCCUUAGCCAGUUAGUUAGUUCAUUGGGCCAAAUGACCCUUUGAACUUCCUUUAAGGAAGCAGAAAAAUAUCAACCUCUCUUUACCCUUGUGCUUAGUACAGAGUUGGAAGGUUAGGGCUAGAAAAUGUGCUACAGCCCUGAUCUUGAGUGUUUUGCCAUAGCAAUAGAAGAGGAAUUCAGGUGCAGUAGGAGAGGUAGGUCUCUCUAGCAACCCUAAAAUGAUCAUCCCAUUCUACUUGUGGUUUGGAGGUUACUAAGUUGAUGAAUAGAUCAUCUGGGUCCUCUAUGCCAGAGUUGCUCAACUUUUUUUUAAAGUACCCCUUCUACUACCUACAGUUUUCAGACCCACAAUUUUUUUUCUACCAUUGCAACACAUUUGUUUAAACAACUU